CGAUAUUGAUUGCUCCCGGAGACUCCACCUGCGCCAAGAAGAGUACUGGGCAGCUUGUCCUGCGAAUUUUCCUACUUGCGCGCAUUUUUCGCUCUCCCACUCGUCUUGCCAAGUUCAGUUCAUGAGUUUGACAACGUAGCUCUUCUUAAGAUCCCCUAACCUCCAUACACCAACACGUGUCUAUAAUCAACCGCUUUUACUCUCAAACUAUUGAGCGACGCUCGUAUAGCAAUGUCUCCCAAGCAUGAUGCCCGUUCGCAGCAGAGCAGUAGACUUCUUGUUACUGGCACAGUGCUCUUCUACCUCGUUGCAGCACUAUGCAUGGUCAUGGCGAAUAAAUGGGUUCUCAAAACAACCGCUGCUCCGCUCUUCUUCCUCUUUGCCCAGCUUGUCAUUGCCGUGGUCCUUUUCAUCGGCGCACAUGUAGCCCGUCUUCUAGUUGUGCCUUUAUACGUAGACACGCAGCUCAUGAUACAGCUCGCCCCCACAAUUGGGUUGAAUGUCGUGGGGUUGAGUUUCAGCAACUAUACCCUCAAGUAUGUCGACGCAUCUGUCUACCAAGUUGCACGUGGCCUCGUCCUCCCCUUCACGGUCCUUACUUCCUACUUCUUCCUCUCCGCUCGCCCGUCCCUCCGUAUCCUCUUCAGUUGCUCCAUCGUCACCCUCGGCUUCAUCGUUGGCGUCUUUCUAGAUUCUGUCCCCAUGAUGCUCGUGGGCAUCGGUUUUGGCGUCGCGAGUUCCGCCAUUACAGCGGUGCACAGCGUGGUCAUCAAAAAGAGUCUGGAUGUAGUCAAGGGUAGCGCCAUGCACUUGUCUUGGUAUACGAAUUUGCUUAGCGCAGUGCUCAUGGUCCCCAUCAUCAUCUUCGCCGGCGAGAUCCCGGCGAUCACGGAAUUAUUUUUUGGAUCUGGAGUUGUUGCUCCUAAGGAAGGAGAGCUGAGCGAGUUGCAGACAUUCAUUUGGGGGUCUUUCAUCACGGGUGCGCUUGGAUUCAUGAUGAGCAUUGCAAGUCUGUUGUCCAUCAAAAUUACCUCGCCCAUCACGCACAUGGUUUCCUCCGCAGUAAGAGGCGUGGCAGCAUCCAUGUUAGGAAUGUGGUUAUUCGGGGAAAUCAUCUCGGGUGGCCGUGCCUCCUCCAUCGCGAUCAUUCUUUUAGGGUCCAUUUACUACACGUGGGUGAAACAUGUCGAGUCUCAGCAGGCUUCCAAGUACGACCGCGUUCCGUUGGAAGAUGUAGAAGCUGGAAAGGAAUUGGGCUCAAAACCUGAGUAAGAGCGCUUGAGUGGGACGAGGCGGGGCCAUAGAGUAUGGAUUACUCAGGCACGGAGUGUGGGGAGCGAACGCUCACAAAAUUGAACGACAAGACAUCUGAUUGUGAAUCGUGAUACCCUGAGUACUUAUUUAAUUCCUAGCAGUUAAUGUUUUAGGGAGGACAAGACAUGGACUGUAAUUGUUGGAAACUACGCAGCACAGACUGGUGGUCUUGUUAUAUACGUCGAUGUUCGAGAGGAGCUCACCUCACUAAAGGGGAUGCAUCCUAAUGUCACAACUUUGCUCCUUCCUUUCGUUUACGUUCCUCUUCUCCCUUCCGUCUCGCCAACAGCGCUUUGC
Suillus paluster is the source of this 1611-nucleotide messenger RNA. RefSeq lists its product as uncharacterized. Gene Ontology annotation, cellular component: Golgi apparatus. The record is from RefSeq and is a predicted model, not a curated record. Bases 232 to 1272 code for a protein of 346 amino acids. Gene Ontology annotation, biological process: GDP-fucose import into Golgi lumen; protein O-linked glycosylation via fucose. Lineage: Eukaryota; Fungi; Basidiomycota; Agaricomycetes; Boletales; Suillaceae. Gene Ontology annotation, molecular function: antiporter activity. The transcript is spliced from 7 exons.